This is a messenger RNA of Microplitis demolitor, 2291 nucleotides long. Its product is annotated as cGMP-dependent protein kinase, isozyme 1. The record is from RefSeq and is a predicted model, not a curated record. Bases 146 to 2140 code for a protein of 664 amino acids. The transcript has 9 exons. Lineage: Eukaryota; Metazoa; Arthropoda; Insecta; Hymenoptera; Braconidae. Gene Ontology annotation, molecular function: cGMP-dependent protein kinase activity; ATP binding. Gene Ontology annotation, biological process: protein phosphorylation.
UCGUACAGAAAAUCUACAUUAUUAGAUAGAUUGUCAGUCGAUAUGUAACACUUAUGACUAUUCUAUUAUCUCGUUGAUUUAAUUUUUAUUUUUAUUACUUGUAAUUAAAUAUUUAAUGUACUUAAUGUUAUGAGUGAAACUAAUAAUGAAGUUUUUGUGUUGUCGAUCGUCACUGUGUCAAUCCAAGUGGAAUUUUGAUCUGACAAAAAAAAAGGCUCAUAAAGUAGAUAGUAACAAUAAUAAUAAUAAUAAUAAUAAUAAUAAUGAUGAGCAACAGGUAUACAGACGAUUGUCUAAUGUCCGUAAGGAUGAUAUUUUUGGUGACCACGCGAGAAUUUCAAAGACGCCGACUGUUUAUGAAAAAACUACCGAAAUAAAAUCAAAAUUGCGCGAUGCGAUAAAGAGUAACGAUUUUUUGAGUAACCUUAAUGAUACUCAAGUAGAUGCAUUGAUAAGCGCAAUGUAUCCCCAGGAUGUUCCACCAAAAACUCGUUUAAUUAAUGAAGGUGAUGUAGGAUAUCAUCUUUAUGUAUCAGAGGAGGGAAUUUUUGAUAUUUAUAAAGGAGAAAAAUAUCAAGGGUCAUUCGGUCCUGGCGUUGUCUUCGGAGAACUUGCGUUACUCUAUAAUGCUAAACGAUUUGCUUCUAUAGAUGUAAAAGAAAGUGGAAAAGUUUGGGUAUUGGAUAGAAAAUCAUACCAAGCAGCAAUAAAAGAUGAUAUUGAAAGGAUAGCGGAAGAUAAUAUUGAAAUGUUACGUAAAAUAUCAUUUCUUCGAGAUCUUUCGAGUCAUGUUUUGAGAAAAAUAUCUGAUUUGAUGUACGUAAGAUUUUUUCCUGCCGAAACUUGUAUUGUAGAUGAAGGCGAGACUGGUGAUAAAUUUUUUAUUGUAAAUUGUGGACACGUUAAAGUUACAAAAUUCAUGGAAGGUCAGGAAAUAACAAUUACUGAAUUAGAUAAAGGUGAAUAUUUUGGAGAAAACUCACUCUAUGCAAAUAAAAAUAACGUAAGAAAAGCUAGUGUCGCUAAUUUCGUUGCUGUUGCACCUGGAGUUGAAUGUGUGAUUAUUGAUAGGAAGACUUUUUUAAAUUAUCUUGGAGACUUAGAGUCGAUUAAAAAAAGAGAUUGGACUGCCGAGUACGAGGAACGUAAAAAAUCACUAGAUAUUAAAUGGAAAACUGAAUAUCCAGAUUUAAAACUGUCAGAUUUAGAUAUUAAAAGUGUUAUUGGUAAAGGAAGUUUCGGCAGAGUGUUAUUAGUUACAAGUAAAUCAAUACCAAAUAUGAGUUUCGCCUUGAAAAAAAUUUCUAAAGGUCUUAUAUGUAAACUCAACUAUCAAAAAUAUAUAUUAAAUGAAAAAUUUGUUAUGCAAGCGUCUAAUUCACCAUUCAUUUGCAAAUUGUACAAGACAUUUAAAGAUCCCAAAUACGUUUAUUUAUUAAUGGAAGCAUGUUUGGGUGGUGACCUACGAACAAUGAUCUACAGAAAUGGAAAAUUCAACAAUUCGGCAGCUAAAUUUAUAACAGGAUGUAUUGUCGAAGCUUUAGAUCAUUUACAUUCACUUGAUAUUAUUUGUAGGGAUUUGAAACCAGACAAUAUCUUACUAGACAGUUAUGGAUAUGCAAAAUUGACUGACUUUGGUACGAGCAAGAGAAUAGGUCCUUACAAAACAUGGUCUUUUGUUGGUACUGCUGAAUACAUGGCUCCAGAACUAAUUUUAAAAGAAGGACACGAUAGGGCUGUAGACUUUUGGGCAUUAGGAAUUUUAAUAUAUGAGUUAUUAACAAGUAAACUACCGUUUGAAGAUAAUGACAAAUUACGUCUCUACAAUAAAAUUAUUAAAGGUGGUGUCAAUGAUGUUCAAUUCCCGGGGUAUAUGAAACUGAAUGCCGUGGAUAUUAUUCGUAAACUAUUGACUGCUAAACCCGUUGAACGACUGGGAUAUUUACGGAAUGGUAUCAUGGAUAUACGGAAUCAUAAAUGGUUUAAACUGUUCGACUGGAAGUCAUUGAGGAAUAGAAUGAUGCGCUCGCCAGUUGAACCAAAGCUCAAAAGCCACUUGGAUGUUAAAAAUUUCGAAAAAUUUCUGGUGGAACGAGAAAACAUCGCUAACGAUUUUUCUGGAUGGGAUGCUGAUUUUUGAAUUUCUACUAAAAAUGGAAGCUUUUUCAAAUUUACAUUUAUAAGAUUGAAAAUUUCAAUAAAUAGAUGAUUUGACGUUCCUUAAGUUGUCGUCUACUGCUGGUACAGUGCAGGGAGACUGCCAUAUAUAUUUCUCUAUGAAAAGUAUCCCA